Messenger RNA from Nematocida homosporus, 1107 nucleotides. Its product is annotated as prolyl 3-hydroxylase /prolyl 3,4-dihydroxylase. The transcript has a single exon. Bases 1 to 1107 code for a protein of 368 amino acids. The record is from RefSeq and is a predicted model, not a curated record. Gene Ontology annotation, molecular function: L-ascorbic acid binding; peptidyl-proline dioxygenase activity; iron ion binding. Lineage: Eukaryota; Fungi; Microsporidia. Gene Ontology annotation, biological process: peptidyl-proline hydroxylation; regulation of translational termination. Gene Ontology annotation, cellular component: cytoplasm.
AUGUCGACUGAAACCGGGCUCAGUCUACUCCAAGGAGCGGUUUUUCGUACCCCUUAUUACCAUCGCGUUAUUGACGACUUUCUCCCGCCAGACGUACUGGCUAGAUUGCUUGAAAAGCAUGAUGGCGCCGAGUAUUUUGAAAAACAUACUGAUUUGUUUCACUUCUAUCAGACUGAAGAGCUGAACAAAAAGAAGGACUAUGCUGAGUUUCUAGAGAAGGUGAAGUCAGCCAUGGCUUUUGAUUUAGCCAAAAUUGGAAAAGCCGUUGCACACCCCGAAAUGGAUCUAUUUGGGUCUUACUACGAAAAGGGUGAUUACUUGCUGCCCCAUGAUGACUGUGUUGAUGACCGUGUGCUAGCCUUCUCCUUUUACUUGAAUACUCCGGCUAGAAGCGGCGGAUCAACAAAUGGAGAGCUAGCUCUGUUCCACAACGAUGGCAUUAGUUUGGCCAAAGCCGUGGCGCCAAAGACCAACCGCAUGGUGAUUUUUGAAGUUUCUGAUAAGUCAUACCACGAAGUGCAGAGUGCCGACGGAGUGCGAAUGGCCUUAACAGGCUGGUUGCGCUCUAAAGAGCAUGCGCCUAUGAGCUGUAUACCUCCUUACCAGCCCAAUCUUGCGCACUUCAUCCAGUUUAGCAAUGCCGACACCAAAAUAACCGAAGUACCAGAAGAGAUAGUCCAGGUGGGUUUAGAUGAAGCCAUGGGAGAGGCCCUGGCAAAGACUUUAUCCGAAUUUUCUUGGAAGCCUCGGUUGAACCUGCUCUCAGGACGAGUUUUAGAGGUAGAUGAAUGCAAUGACCAGGAAAAGACAAGAAUCCUACUUCCUUGGAUUCUAGAGAAUAGUCAUGUCCUGGAUAGUAUGUGCAUUAAGAUUCCAGAAAUGGGCUAUCUUUUGCUAAAUGACCCCUUUAACGACUCAGAAGGGGCGCUUGUGAUUAUUUCAUUAUUUGAUGGCGAUGUAAUCUUAGUGAGCGAAGAAGGCGAGCCUAUGGUAUCACUUCAGCGCGAGCAAAUGUACUUAUGUCCUCGCAACACAAACGUCUUCAUUCCCCUCAACCAGGACAGUCCCACAGGGUACGUGAUUGCCUAUCGAGUAGAUAUGAAAUAA